UCAGAGAUAGGCGCGCUCGAGCUUUGCUCGCUGCGCAUGUGCGUUGCCAGGGGUAGCGCAGGUAGCCAAAGUACCCGCAGAGUGGAGCCUGUUGCUGAGGCGAGGAGGAGGGGCCGGAGGCGAGAGCGAAGCCGCGAUGAGAGCCGUGUUGACCUGGAGAGAUAAAGUUGAGCAGUGUAUAUACGACCUUGCAUUUAAGCCCGAUGGAACUCAACUGAUUUUGGCUGCAGGAAACAGAUUACUGGUUUAUGACACAUCUGAUGGCACCUUACUUCUGCCCCUCAAGGGACACAAAGACACUGUGUACUGUGUAGCAUAUGCGAAGGAUGGUCAGCACUUUGCUUCUGGAUCAGCUGACAAAAGUGUUAUUAUCUGGACAUCAAAACUGGAAGGCAUUCUGAAGUACACGCACAAAGAUUCUAUACAGUGUGUCUCCUACAAUCCUGUUACCCACCAACUGGCAUCUUGUUCCUCCAGUGACUUUGGAUUGUGGUCUCCUGAACAAAAGUCUGUUUUCAAGCACAAAGCAAGCAGCAAGAUCACCUGCUGCAGCUGGACAAAUGAUGGUCAGUACCUGGCUCUGGGGAUGUUCAAUGGGAUCAUCAGCAUUCGGAACAAAAAUGGCGAGGAGAAAGUGAAGAUUGAGCGGCCAGGGGGCUCCCUCUCCCCAAUAUGGUCCAUCUCCUGGAACCCUUCAAGGGAGGAACAUAAUGACAUCAUGGCUGUAGCUGACUGGGGACAGAAACUUUCCUUCUACCAACUGAGUGGAAAACAGGUUGGGAAGGAUCAGUCACUGAGUUUUGACCCCUGCUGCAUCAGCUACUUUAGUAAAGGGGAGUACAUCUUGCUGGGGGGGUCAGACAAGCAAGUAUCUCUUUUCACCAAGGAUGGAGUGCGGCUUGGGACUGUUGGGGAGCAGAACUCCUGGGUGUGGACGUGUAAAGUGAAACCCGAAUCCAACUAUGUGGUGGUAGGCUGCCAGGAUGGCACCAUUUCCUUCUACCAGCUUAUUUUCAGCACAGUCCAUGGGCUCUACAAGAACCGGUAUGCCUACAGGGAUACUAUGACUGAUGUCAUUGUGCAGCACCUGAUCACUGAGCAGAAAGUUCGGAUUAAAUGCAAAGAGCUUGUCAAGAAAAUUGCCAUCUACAAAAAUCGAUUAGCUAUCCAACUGCCAGAGAAAAUCCUCAUAUAUGAGUUGGAUUCAGAUGACUCAUCAGACAUGCAUUACCGGGUAAAGGAGAAGAUUGUCAAGAAGUUCGAAUGCAACCUCCUGGUGGUGUGUGCCAAUCACAUCAUCCUCUGCCAGGAGAAACGGCUGCAGUGCCUGUCCUUCAAUGGAGUGAAGGAGCGAGAGUGGCAGAUGGAGUCUCUCAUUCGUUACAUUAAGGUGAUUGGUGGCCCUCCUGGAAGAGAAGGUCUGUUAGUGGGCCUGAAGAAUGGGCAGAUCCUGAAGAUCUUCGUGGACAAUCUCUUUGCUAUCGUCCUGCUGAAGCUGGCCACAGGCGUGCGCUGCUUGGACAUGAGUGCCUCCCGUAACAAGCUGGCUGUGGUAGAUGAAAACGACACAUGCCUGGUGUAUGACAUCCACAGCAAGGAGCUGCUUUUUCAGGAACCAAACGCCAACAGCGUGGCCUGGAACACCCAGUGUGAGGACAUGCUCUGCUUCUCGGGAGGAGGCUACCUCAACAUCAAAGCUAGCACCUUCCCCGUACACCAGCAGAAGCUGCAGGGCUUUGUGGUCGGCUACAACGGCUCUAAGAUCUUCUGCCUCCACGUCUUCUCCAUGUCAGCCGUGGAGGUGCCACAGUCUGCUCCGAUGUACCAGUACCUGGAGAGGAAAAUGUUCAAAGAAGCCUACCAGAUUGCUUGCUUAGGCGUGACAGAUGCUGAUUGGCGUGAGCUGGCCAUGGAAGCUCUGGAGGGAUUAGAGUUUGAAACAGCAAAGAAGGCCUUCACCAGAGUACAAGACCUCCGAUAUUUAGAGCUCAUCACCAGCAUUGAGGAGAGGAAGAAGCGGGGAGAAACCAACAAUGACCUGUUUCUGGCAGAUGUGUUUUCCUACCAGGGGAAGUUCCAUGAGGCCGCCAAACUGUACAAGAGGAGUGGGCACGAGAACCUCGCACUCGACAUGUACACUGACCUCUGCAUGUUUGAGUAUGCCAAGGAUUUCCUUGGAUCUGGAGACCCCAAAGAAACAAAGAUGCUAAUCACCAAACAGGCUGAAUGGGCCAGAAAUAUCAAUGAGCCAAAAGCUGCUGUGGAGAUGUACAUCUCAGCAGGAGAGCAUGUCAAGGCCAUCGAGAUCAGUGGCAACCAUGGCUGGGUUGACAUGUUGAUCGACAUUGCCCGUAGGCUGGACAAGGCUGAACGUGAGCCUCUGCUGCUGUGUGCUGACUACUUCAAGAAGCUGGGUAACUCUGGCUAUGCUGCCGAGACCUACCUGAAGAUAGGAGACCUGAAGUCCUUGGUGCAGCUGCACGUGGAGACUCAGUGCUGGGAUGAGGCCUUCGCUUUGGGUGAGAAGCAUCCCGAGUUUAAGGUUGACAUCUACGUGCCCUAUGCUCAGUGGCUAGCCGAGAACGAUCGCUUUGAGGAAGCCCAGAAAGCAUUCCACAAGGCCGGGCGGCAGGGAGAAGCAGUCAGGGUGCUGGAGCAGCUCUCACACAAUGCUGUGGUGGAGAGCAGGUUCAAUGACGCCGCCUAUUACUACUGGAUGCUGUCCAUGCAGUGCCUUGAUAUAGCUCAAGCAGAUCCUGCUCAGAAGGAUGCGAUGCUCGGCAAGUUCCACCACUUCCAGCACUUGGCCGAGCUGUACCACGGCUACCAUGCCAUUCGACAGUACACGGAGGAGCCGUUCAGUUUCCAUCGUCCUGAAACCCUUUUCAACAUCUCCAGGUUCCUGCUGCACAGCCUGACCAAGGACACCCCCGUGGGCAUCUCUAAAGUGAACACACUCUUCACCCUGGCCAAGCAGAGCAAGGCCUUGGGUGCCUACAAGCUGGCGCGGCACGCCUACGACAAGCUGCAGGGCCUGCGGAUCCCUGCCAGAUUGCAGAAGUCCAUCGAGCUGGGCAGCCUGACCAUCCGCGCCAAGCCCUUCCACGACAACGAGGAGCUGGUGCCCUUGUGCUACCGCUGCUCCACCAACAACCCAUUGUUUAACAACCUGGGCAACGUGUGCAUCAACUGCCGCCAGCCCUUUGUCUUCUCCGCCUCUUCCUAUGAGGUGCUGCCCCUGGUCGAGUUCCACCUGGAGGAGGGGAUCACUGAUGAAGAAGCCGUCUCCCUCAUUGACCUGGAGGCGCCAAGACCCAAACGGGAGAACAAAUGGCAAGAACUCACAAGCAACAAUUCGCAGACUCUGCGGCUGGAUGAGACCAUGGACUCCAUGGGAGACGAUGACCCGUUCAAGGCAAAGCUGAGCUUUGAGGGACCCUCUACUAGAGGUUGUGGCCAAGGAGGAUUGGCCCAAACUUCCAGAUGUGGCAGCCUGACGGGGGAGUUGGGAGCCAGGGCUGCCCUGAGGCCAAGGGUGCUGAUGGUGAGGCAGCUUCCGCUCUGGCACGAGGAGGAGCUUGUCACUGUGAGGGAGUCCUCCCAGGGCAGCCCCAAAGAUCCCGGGAUCGUGAUCCACAUAAACAUGUCACCGUGGCUGAGUGAGGGCACCGGUGCCCUGCUUCCCUCCCUUCCGGCCCCGCAGCAGGGUGGCUCGGAGUUCGUGCCCGUGGUGGUGAGCCGGUCGGUGCUGCGCUCCAUGAGCCGCCGGGACGUCCUCAUCAAGCGCUGGCCGCCGCCCCUGCAGUGGCAGUACUUCCGCUCGCUGCUGCCCGACAUCUCCAUCACCAUGUGCCCCUCCUGCUUCCAGAUGUUCCACUCAGAGGACUAUGAGCUGCUGGUGCUGCAGCACACCUGCUGCCCCUACUGCCGCAGGCCCAUCAACGACCCCGGCCCGUGACCGGUGCCUGCGGGCCCAGCACUCCCUCCGGUCGCCUUGCUGUCCCCUGAGCUGUGGAAGGGGAAGAAAGAGUUAAGCUGUCAGAAUGUGUCUUCUGUCCAGAUGAAGUUUGUAUUUUAGGGAGGGGCCUUGUGUAACUACAGAAUUCCUAUUUAUGGCAUUUCAUGCCUUGUAAAUAGCACCAGGAGAUGGGGAAGGGAAUGUACGUAUCUUUUCUAAGAAAAAAAAUCUGCUAGUUGCAGAACAGCUCCGAGUUGUUCGUGGCAGCCUGCUGGAGUCCACAGAUCUGUCAGACCGUUAACACGUACACUUUGCCAACAGAUUGCCUCAAUAAUGACAAAUAAAAGGGCUACUUAUUUUCA
Molecule: messenger RNA, 4320 nt
Organism: Lemur catta (Ring-tailed lemur)
Lineage: Eukaryota; Metazoa; Chordata; Mammalia; Primates; Lemuridae
Gene: IFT122
Product: intraflagellar transport 122
Exons: 29
Coding region: 137-3958 (1273 amino acids)
Biological process (GO): protein localization to cilium; intraciliary retrograde transport; non-motile cilium assembly
Cellular component (GO): intraciliary transport particle A; non-motile cilium
Molecular function (GO): protein binding
Source: RefSeq, a predicted model, not a curated record